Molecule: messenger RNA, 690 nt
Organism: Rotaria sp. Silwood2
Lineage: Eukaryota; Metazoa; Rotifera; Eurotatoria; Philodinida; Philodinidae
Source: the annotation of a GenBank genome assembly
AUGAAGUACAAUCAUAUAGGAAAAUACUGCAAAACAAAACAACAAGUAUGUGCUCCAUGUGGAGAAAAACAUCGCAUGGACCAAUGUGCUGUUGGCAAUGAUGCAGUCAAAUGUUGUAAUUGUAAAGGUAAUUAUUUAGCAACUUCAAAUGAUUGUUCGUAUUAUAGAGAACAAGUAAAAAUAAUGCUAAACCUGAUUAACCGAUAUUCAGCAACAAGCAAACCAGUAAUAUUAGCACCAGCAAUAUACAACACCAGAGAAUUUCCACCAUUACCAAAUGUAUAUCAACAGCAAAAAGAAAUCCUACAAAAUAAUCCAUUUGAUGAUAUUCUUAAUGCUCUUACAAGUAAAAUGGAAACCAUCAUCGAAGAAACGACCAAUAGACUAUUCAAAGUACUUCAGAAAAAAAUUACAAAAAUAGAAAAGUCAAUCAGCACCAACGACAACAAUGAUAAAAAUGAAGAUGUCUUAACUAUGUCUGAUUCAGAUUCAAAUGAAGAAAGUCAAGUAGUUAAGUACAUCAAGAACAAGCAAAAACAGAAAUCAGAAACAAUCAAUUCUAUCACUUCAUCUAUUGCUACUUCAGCUAAACCAACAACAACCACGAACGUAACCACAUCUAAACCACCACGAACACAAAAGAAGCAACAAAGUCGACAAAGCGAGCUCGUUCUUCUAAAAGCUCAUUAG